GCAGACGGCUCUGGGUUGCACUGCCUCAGUUGGAGGCGCCUCUUCCAGGUGGGCAAACUACGAGUAUGUGCCCUAUGUGCCCUAUCCUCCCACUUGGCUGCUGGGGCUGCUCCGCCACGAAGGCUUGCCAGAAGCAAAGAAACCAGCAGCAGAAGCCGCUGGAGCAGCACUCACAGCAGCAGUUGAAGAACAACCAGCCGGACAUCCAGAUGAACGUGCUAUCCCCGCGGCUAGGCGCCUCCUACGAGGUGGCCACCAGCCAGACAUCUCUACCCAGCAUGAGUCCCAGCUUGGUGGCGCUGCCCCACCGGAUAGUCACGGCGAGCACCUUGAGCUCCUGGGCCGGCGAGGAGGAGCUGUACGACAUGGAGGACUACGGGGACCGCACGCCUUCUCGCUGGACCGCCUGGUGGCUCAAAAGGGCCUCCAACGAGGAUCACUUAUCCAUCGUAUCGCAGCAGUAAUACAUUGGCUUAAUCGAUCCACGACGUGAAUGUACAACUAAACUACCACAUACACUUGCAAA
Drosophila yakuba is the source of this 526-nucleotide messenger RNA. RefSeq lists its product as uncharacterized. Bases 66 to 464 code for a protein of 132 amino acids. The record is from RefSeq and is a predicted model, not a curated record. Lineage: Eukaryota; Metazoa; Arthropoda; Insecta; Diptera; Drosophilidae. The transcript is spliced from 2 exons.